AUGAAACGCAAACUCGCACAGUAUGUCGCAGCUGCGCACCCGGACCAUCUUUCGAAAUCCGACCAAUUGGGUCGCGCAGUCGAAACCAAACUCUCAAAUCUCAACGCAAACACUUCAAGGAAGCAAGUCCUUCUAAGACAUUGGAUCGAACAGGUCAAAUCCGCUACAUGGGUGAUGCAGAUCGUCAAAGAGGAGCUCAACAGCCGAACGGUCACCCCAGCCACUAUCGAUGGUCCCGCGAGAACUCUUGGAUCUGCUUGCGAGGUUCUAAGCAGGCGGUUACGCGCGCUAAGUGGCGCACUCGUGGAGACGAGCGUGGAAUUUUCCUGGAAUGAGCAUUCAAUGGAAUUCGAGGUCGAUCAUGCUACCCAGGAGACGAGAAAGUUCUUGUAUAUUGAGAAGAAGUUGCUUGGUGCGCUUGAGGAGGUCAUUGUUGCUUAUAAUAAGCACGAAGCGAAUGAGGAAAUGGCGAAAAUGGCGUCUCUGGGCUUGGAGGAUGGUCCGACCGAGGAAACAUGA
Ramularia collo-cygni is the source of this 519-nucleotide messenger RNA. RefSeq lists its product as uncharacterized. Lineage: Eukaryota; Fungi; Ascomycota; Dothideomycetes; Mycosphaerellales; Mycosphaerellaceae. The coding region runs from base 1 to 519 and encodes 172 amino acids. The transcript has a single exon. The record is from RefSeq and is a predicted model, not a curated record.